AUGGGUCACACAGUGAGGUGGCUGAUCAGAGCCUCAACCGCUCAUCUGAAAUUCAAUCCCAGGAUCGAUAUCGUCGAGAAGGCUGCCGAACAACGCCGUGACCGCCCACUGACUACCGAACCAUCAACGGAACCAUCCUCUGCGACAACUCCACCGUCUCCCAUCGCUCCUUUUCCCGCCAUCCCAAUAAUACAUCAUCUUCCCACCCUUUACAACCUUUCUCAGCUUGGGGGUCGAGCAACCGACAAGCUGAAUAAGCUCCAACGACGCAACAAAGCUCCUAUCGGCAGUUUCUCCAACUCCGAUGCAAGGUUCAAGUACAUCCACUUGAACUCUGUAGACCCCCUGCCUCUGUCUAUUGGCCGCUUCUAUCUCCUCAAUUGCGUGGAUGGAUUCAGUCAGUGGCCGGGGGCUACCCCUUUGCCCGAUGUUGCUGCUUCAACAGUGGACAAGGUUUUCCUCAGUCGCUGGGUUGCCAUCUUUAACACUCCCUCCACCACCACGAAAGACCGUGGUGCCCAGUUUGAAUCUAACCUUUUCCAGUCUCACAUCCCCUUUUUAGGCUUUUCUCGCAUCCGAACUGCAGCUUAUAAUCAGAUUGUCAAAGGAAAUGGCUGGGUAUUUUCACUGCUAGUUAAAGACUCCUCUAGUCGCCGGGGCCGAUCCGAAGAACUGGACAGACCAUCUUCCUUUGGUCCCGUUGGAUAUCCGUUCCUCACUCAAGUUGGACCUUGA
Molecule: messenger RNA, 735 nt
Organism: Dibothriocephalus latus
Lineage: Eukaryota; Metazoa; Platyhelminthes; Cestoda; Diphyllobothriidea; Diphyllobothriidae
Source: the annotation of a GenBank genome assembly